Oikopleura dioica is the source of this 1278-nucleotide messenger RNA. The record is from the annotation of a GenBank genome assembly. NCBI's taxonomy places the organism in Eukaryota, Metazoa, Chordata, Appendicularia, Copelata, Oikopleuridae.
AUGUCACUCAUUAAAAACGUUGCUCAACAGGCUCGACGAACAAAUGUAGUAGCGUCGAAGGCCUCCUCCUCCGGCGUCUAUCCCCUGGGCGGCUACAACGAGAACAAAGCCCAGCUGCGUCGCGAAACCACCGCUCAAUACUACCGCGACCACGACAUCCACCACGCGGCGAAGAAGGACUCCGUUCGACUCAAGGCGGCUGCUCUUCUGUUCACUGGACGGAUCCCCUCCAACAUCGACCUAAUCCGAUCGGCGCAAUAUCUCCAAAGCGAACUUCCCGUACGCAUCGCUCACCGAAUCAAAGGCUUCAGAUCCCUGCCCUUUAUUGUCGUCACCAAUCCUCAUAUUCUCAAAGUUAUGGAGCAAUACAUUCGCUCCUUCAAGGUGAUCUCAAACUUCAACGACGGUCGAAUGGUGAAAACACAAGAUAAAGUCGAUGAUUUCACGCAUUUGCUCGAAAUCCUGCUCGAUGAGCAUGGAUCCGUUAUCGACGACUUGACCCAGGGUUUCUCCUCCUGCCACGACCACAUUCUCGAAAUCUUCGACGGCGACGAGGAGAAAACACACGAUCUUGUCCAAUCGUUUCUCGACAAAACGCUCACCAGCCGUCUUGGAAUCCGUCUUCUCGCCCAGCAUCACCUUUUGCUCAAGGAUCAGAUUGGACAGAACUCGAAAUAUUUCAUCCCAAAACGCGACAGAAUCGGAAUUGUUGAGAGUAGAUGGAAGCCAGCGAAAGAUAUCGAAGCAAUUGCUAGAAAGAUCCGAGAGUCGUGGAUGUUUCACUGCGACAAUCCGCCACGAGUAAAGCUGAAUGGACAUACAGAGGCGGAAUUCCCAUACAUCCCCAUCGGAGUCGAUUAUAUUCUGCAAGAAGUCUUCAAAAACGCCUUCAGGGCCGUGAUUGAAGCUCAUGCAAACUCUGCGCGACAAAUGCCACCAAUCGACGUAACUAUUGCUGUGAAUCGAGAAGAUUUUACCAUUCGAAUCGCGGACAGAGGAAAAGGAAUGAAGAGUGACGUUAUCGACAAAAUCUGGCGAUACCACUUCACGACCGCUCGCGGCAGGCAAGGAUACGGCGGUGUGGGAGAUCUUUUGAGUAUGGCGAACAGUAACGAAAAGGAACUCGCCGGGUAUGGCAUUGGGCUUCCGAUUUCGAAGGCAUACGCAGAGUAUCUUGGUGGCAAACUAGAAAUAAAGUCAAUGAGCGGCAUCGGCACAGACGUCUACCUAACUCUCAAGCACAUCGAUCCCCACAAGGGUCAUUCCUUCCGUAUUUAA